GCUGCCACCCGCCAGCCCGGGAAAGUGGGUUACAGAGGGAAGGAGCUCAACUCAGACAGACACUGGCAAAGGAGCAUCCAGCCCCGAAUAGACUGGAGAACACCCUCCGUUGGCAGCCUUCUCUUCAUCUUUUUCUAGAGGGUUUUAUAUUUGUACUCUCUCUCUUUUGAAAUUGUGUUCCUUUGACUUUCACCCCCUUUGCUUGGGUUUUAUGAGUGCUUUGUUAAGUCUUAGAGGGAAAAGAGACUGAGCGAGGGAGAGGGACAGAGAGAGGCAAAGUGGAAAGGACCACAAACUGGCUGAGCCGUUCUGCCUUUGCUGUUGAUGAAAGCCCUCCGUUGGUGAAGCCCCCUCGGCUCAGCAGCGCGCACACCCUCCAGAGUCCAGGACCCUCACCUCGCGUGGCCACCAUGGUCGGCAGAGUUCAGCCUGAUCGGAAACAGUUGCCGCUGGUCCUACUGAGAUUGCUCUGCCUUCUUCCCACAGGACUGCCUGUUCGCAGCGUGGAUUUUAAUCGAGGCACGGACAACAUCACCGUGAGGCAGGGGGACACGGCCAUCCUCAGGUGCAUUGUAGAAGACAAGAACUCAAAAGUGGCCUGGCUGAACCGUUCUGGCAUCAUUUUUGCUGGGCAUGACAAGUGGUCUCUGGACCCCCGGGUGGAGCUGGAGAAACGCCAUUCUCUGGAAUACAGUCUUCGAAUCCAGAAGGUGGAUGUCUAUGAUGAGGGUUCCUACACUUGCUCGGUUCAGACACAGCAUGAGCCCAAGACCUCCCAAGUUUACUUGAUUGUGCAAGUUCCACCAAAGAUCUCCAACAUCUCCUCGGAUGUCACUGUGAAUGAGGGCAGCAAUGUGACCCUGGUCUGCAUGGCCAAUGGCCGUCCUGAACCUGUUAUCACCUGGAGACACCUUACACCAACUGGAAGAGAAUUUGAAGGAGAAGAAGAAUAUCUGGAGAUCCUCGGCAUCACCAGGGAGCAGUCAGGCAAAUAUGAGUGCAAAGCAGCCAAUGAGGUCUCCUCGGCGGAUGUCAAACAAGUCAAGGUCACUGUGAACUAUCCUCCCACUAUCACGGAAUCCAAGAGCAACGAAGCCACCACAGGGCGACAAGCUUCACUCAAAUGUGAGGCCUCCGCGGUGCCUGCCCCUGACUUUGAGUGGUACCGGGAUGACACUAGGAUAAACAGUGCCAAUGGCCUUGAGAUUAAGAGCACGGAGGGCCAGUCCUCCCUGACAGUGACCAACGUCACUGAGGAGCACUAUGGAAACUAUACCUGCGUGGCUGCCAACAAGCUGGGGGUCACCAAUGCCAGCCUAGUCCUUUUCAGACCUGGGUCGGCGAGAGGAAUAAAUGGAUCCAUCAGUCUGGCCGUACCACUGUGGCUGCUGGCAGCAUCUCUGCUCUGCCUUCUCAGCAAAUGUUAAUAGAAUAAAAAUUU
Myotis lucifugus (little brown bat) is the source of this 1441-nucleotide messenger RNA. RefSeq names its product limbic system-associated membrane protein (gene LSAMP). Gene Ontology annotation, cellular component: plasma membrane; neuron projection. Gene Ontology annotation, biological process: homophilic cell-cell adhesion. The transcript has 7 exons. The coding region runs from base 411 to 1427 and encodes 338 amino acids. The record is from RefSeq and is a predicted model, not a curated record. NCBI's taxonomy places the organism in Eukaryota, Metazoa, Chordata, Mammalia, Chiroptera, Vespertilionidae.